This is a messenger RNA of Nylanderia fulva, 2256 nucleotides long. RefSeq lists its product as uncharacterized. Lineage: Eukaryota; Metazoa; Arthropoda; Insecta; Hymenoptera; Formicidae. The record is from RefSeq and is a predicted model, not a curated record.
AUUUAAUGAAAUAAUUAAUAUAAAUUUUUAAUUUGUGAAAAAUCAGAAUUAUGUAGUUUUAGAACAAACAUUGUUAUCGUGUCAUUAUCUCUUGGUAUUUCAAAGACAUCUUAAUCUUACUAAUAGAUCUGCCGCUAAUUAAACAAUUAAGUUAAAUUUUAAGUUUAGAUUUUACCAUAACAGAUAUAUGUACAAAAACAUACACACAUACAUAUACAGUGUUUCGAAAAACUUGUGUCAAAAUUUAACAUAUGUUUCAUAAAAUAUUUUGUAUAUUGCAGUAGAAAAUUUAGAAGAUUUCAAGAUUUAUAAAAACUUACAAACUAAAAAUCAAAAAGGAUAUUACAGAAUUUAAAGUUUAAAAAAUAUAAAAAAAAUCUUUAAGAAGUUUCUAAAAAAAAAAAUGUGAUCUGAAAUUCGUAAAUCCCAAAGACUUAAACAUUGGAAAGACUUUGAAGAUUCUAAGGAAUCUAGGAUUUAAGGAUUGUAGAGUUUGAGAAUUUAUAAUUUUAGAAAAAUCUAUAUAUUAGAUAAAUUUAGAUAUCGAAGAACAGAAAAAUUUACCAGUCAGAGGAAAAGAUUAAAAAAGACAAAACAAUUAUUAAUAACUCUGAUAUAUCUGAUAUUGAACAAAGUAUUAGGAAAAACAAACAUAAUAAAACUGUAAGUCCAGAUAAAGAUUAGAGGAUUUAGAUAUUAUCAUGACAUGUAGUUUUUCUUCCUACAUUCGUUGAAGAAUAUCGAGAGUUAUUUUAUUAUUACAUAUAUAAAAACCAAACAAGAGUGUACAUAAUAAUAGCAUAAUUUUUUUUAUUUAAGCUAAUAUAGUCAACUCUACUCAUUUCUUUUUAUCUCUUUAGGAUGCCUUUUUUCUGUUUGACGAUGAAUGAAUAAAAAAUUACGUCAAAGUUGUUGAUUUAUAUACUUAGAGAUAGUCAGAUAUACCUCAUUUUUUAAUAUCCCAAAAUCCUUCAUUCUUUAAUUAUUCAAAUUUAAGAAGAUAUGUAUAGUAAUUUAAUAUUUCAUCAUGUAUAUAAAAUUUCAUGAAUCUAAAGAGAAACAAUUGAAUGUCUGCUAGUACUUCAAAUGAAAGACCCAUUUAGAAUUCAGAGUGCGAAUUUCGUAGCAAAGUCUUUUGGAUCUACUUUUCAAAUAAGAGAGAUGUGAUGAAUAAAUCGUGAAAAAAGUUCCGAAUCAUUUUUCGAGUACUGUCGAAAGUAGUGUGUCCUUGAAUAGUACACGUGCGUGCUCUGAUUCCGCUCAAUAUACACAUCAUCGCAGGAUUCAGAAUGCGAAUGGUCGGGCCACGAGAUUCGUAUGCGGGCGUGAAAGUGUACGUGAGGAUUUCACCAAGAAGAGCGGGAAAUGUUUCUGCUUUUGCGGCCGCAGAAGCAAAACUGCACUCGAAGCGUGCGCGGCUCGUACAAGGACGAGGAAGAGCAACUGAAGUCGGCGUGCUAUCACAAAAAAAUUAAUUUUACGUGGAAAGACGUGCGAAGAAGAUUUCCAAUUAAGCUUCAUUGCAUUCUCGAGAUAGAAGAAAAUGCCGGCGGAAUCGUCGAUCUAUUGGAGUACGGUGGACUCUCGAAACUCGACCUCCGGCAGUUCCGGAAGCGAUGUUGGCGGUCGUCAUUACGUGGACCCGUGGGACCUGGAGAAUUACGCUUAUCUGCGCCGUCACAGCGUCGCCGAGGUGCCGCGCCGUACGCGACGUCCUCCCACGAACGAGGAACGAUCUUCCCGCGAUGUGCGGACGUACUCGGAAUACUGGUAUGCCUCACCUUCAUCGAGAGAACCGGAAUACGAUGGUUCCCCAUAUGCGCAAGAACUGUACCGUAGACCAAUUAAGCCAACAAACAAUGGCUUCUAUUAUCAGCAAACUAUCUACGAGGACGAGGGAAUGGAUUACACUGCACCGUUUCCGGUUUACACGCCUGGAUUAUUCGAGUAUUCUCGAUAUCCUCUGCAAGAAGAAAGAUGCUGGCCGUAUGGAAUUCAUGCAGAUAAAGAUAGAUAUAUAACAGAAGCGAUCUGUUCACCACAUAUUGGACAUUUAAACACACAUGGCCACCUAAAGAUCGAUUAUACAAACAGCUGGAACUCACUCAAUCGUCGAAUUAGAAAAUAAAAGGAUCAGCUUCUCUCGGACCAGAAAUGGACAGAUAAAUUACUCGAUAAUAUGAGAUAUAUAUAUAUAUAUAUAGCAUAAAUAAUACACUGUUAUAUGCUCAAUUAAAGGUUUUAAUUAAGAAUUUA